AUGACGGUCCCAGAAGACUUUCCCUCCCUUGCCGUGGCAAUUCUUUCAGUGGUCCUGGCGAACAUGAAGUGUCCUGGGAUGGCAUUCAAGGAGAUCCUUUCUAGUAGACCGGUAGACCUUUUGAAAAGGAUGCUGGAUAACAGCAAUAAAGAUCUCAUUGCACAAGUUGACCAUUGCUACCCUUGUGGGAAGUCUAAGGGUGGUGGGAUGAUUCUUCCGUUCCUCUGCGGAGCUUUUCGCUGUCGUCUCAUGCCUCGUUUCUCCAACUGUGCAGGAAAACCAAGAUGUGAAAGCACACCUGACCUGAUGUUACUGAUAAACCUCAAGUCCAGGUCCAUGUUUGACGUAUCAAGCCAAAUAGCACCGUCCCUGUGGUUGGAGCUGAACAACAGGAACAAAGCAAGAGUGAUCAAAGUGAUCAUCUUGUCACCUGGGAGAAAAGAUGCAGCAGCUCUACAAAUUCCUCCAUAUCCUGCCUUAACUAAGGAUAGAAGUCAAGGAAAGCUGCCAGGAGCAGAUAUGUUGAACCAGGACCAAGAAUCUAUGACAUUUGAGGAUGUAGCUGUGAACUUCACUAACAAGGAGUGGCAGAGGAAGUGUCUGACCUACUCACAAAAGGAUCUUUACAAAGAUGUGAUGUUGGAAAUUUAUGACAACAUAAUAUUCCUUGGACUUCUGUUUCCUAAACCUCCUUUGAUCUCCCAUCUGGAGCAAAGACCCAAGCCUUGUAAUCAGCAUCCACAGGAUGAGGAGUGCCCGAGCUGCACCUCUCCAGUGUCAACUGACAAGCCAUGGCCUGAGAAGGAGAAGACAAGUUUAGAACAAGAGAUUUUUGAAAACCAAGAAGUCUGCUGCGUAAAACAUGACAAAAAUCUUCUUAACAUUAUUGCUGAAGAUCUUGCAGCUAGAGGGGUGUGUAUACAAGAUGACCAGCUAGAGAAUCGAGGGGAUGUGCCCAGAAGAGAGAAAUUGAGAAAAGAAAGAGAAGGCUCUGGGGAAUUAACCUUCAAGAAACCAAAGAACAAGACGGUACUUAGGCACAACUUCAAUCCAAACUCUAAAUGUAUUCUAUAUGAUAACAUCCAUACAGCCCAAAAAUGUCAUGAAUGUACCCACUGUGGCAAAAAAUUCAUCUGGCAUUCAGAGCUAAUCCUCCAUGAGAGAACGCAUUCUGGUGAGAAACCUCACGUGUGUACAGAGUGUGGGAAAGCAUUCAAGACCAGAAAGCAGUGUUCUAUGCACCAGGUAAUCCACACAGGGGAGAAACCCUUUGGCUGCACUCAGUGUGAGAAGGCCUUUAACAGCAGAUCAGCUCUUGGUCGACAUAAGAAAACCCACAGUGGGGAGAAGCCCCAUGAGUGCCAGGAUUGUGGGAAAGCCUUCAAGACCAGGAACCAUCUCAGUAUCCAUCACAUGAUCCACACUGGGAAGAAACCUUACAUAUGCAAUGACUGCAGGAAGUCCUUCCAGUUCAAGCAUGCUCUUACCAUCCACAGCAGAAUCCACACUGGAGAGAAGCCAUACGAAUGUGAGAAGUGUGGGAAGGCUUUCAGUGGGAGUUCAGUUCUCACCAAACACUCAAGAAUCCACACCGGCGAGCGACCUUAUGAGUGUAACCAAUGUGGGAAAGCCUUCUGUCGGAGCUCAGACCUAAGCAAACACAAACGAAUUCACUCUCAGGAGAAACACUUUGGGUGCCCGCAGUGUGGAAAAUCCCUCCGUAUGAAGGCAGAGCUCAGCCGACAUAGCAAGAUCCACAGCAAAGAGAAACCUUACAAGUGUGAGCAGUGUGGGAAAGCCUUUCGCCAUAACAGUAAGCGCAAGGCUCAUGAGCGGGAACACACAGGGGGAAAGCCCUAUCCAUGUGGGGAUUGUGGGAAAACAUUCCAGGACCGCCACUGCCUUGCCAUCCAUCAAAGGAUCCACACUGGAGAGAAACCUUAUAAGUGCUUAGAGUGUAGCAAAGCUUUCAGCUGGAAGUCAAACUUGACCCAUCAUCGCAGAAUCCACACUGGGGAAAAACCUUACAAAUGUGAGGUGUGUGGAAAGGCCUUUCAUCAUAGUUCAGUGCUGAGGCAGCACCAAAGAAUCCACACAGGCGAGAAGCCAUGCACCUGUGAUGCGUGUGGCGCUGCGUUCCGCCAGUGUUCAGCGCUCAUUGGACAUAAGCGAGUUCAUACCAGAGAGGAACCUUACAAGUGUAAGGAGUGUGGAAAAGCUUUCAGAGUGAGCUCCAGUCUUAGUGUACAUAAGAAAAGAAAACAUGGAGUUCAGAGAACACAUGAGCUUGAUCAGAGUAGAAAAUCUCUCCAGUGA
This is a messenger RNA of Dipodomys ordii (Ord's kangaroo rat), 2316 nucleotides long. RefSeq names its product zinc finger protein 311 (gene Znf311). The transcript has 9 exons. The coding region runs from base 1 to 2316 and encodes 771 amino acids. NCBI's taxonomy places the organism in Eukaryota, Metazoa, Chordata, Mammalia, Rodentia, Heteromyidae. Gene Ontology annotation, biological process: regulation of DNA-templated transcription. The record is from RefSeq and is a predicted model, not a curated record.